AUGAUUGAAGAAAACAAUGAAACUGAAAUAAUAUACAAUAACGAAAUUUCUAUGACAAGUCUGCUUCAGGUGUAUCUCAAAGAUGCGGAAAAGGUGACCUUGAAACGAAGUAUAGUUGAUAUUGAUGAAUAUAACACAUCCACGGUCGGUAACAGGCAAUUCGAGUAUGAUAAGUCAAUCUGUAUAGAAUUGAUAAAAUUUCCAUUAUUUUCAAAUCUGCAACAAUUAUUUCGAAAAAAAAAAAAAAAAGAAAGUGCAAGAGAUCAAGACGAAAGGAAUGUAUGUCUACAGUACAAUACAAAAGACUGCAGAACUUGUUCGGCAACUGUGGCAGCGCGAUGUGAAUGCCGCAAAAAAUAUGUUUCAUAUCGCAGCUUCCAUUUGGCGCAGUCAUACAGACCCGACCACUUCAACAGAAAUAGUUAUAAGGAAGAUGUGUUGCUAAUUCUUUAA
Messenger RNA from Mycotypha africana, 453 nucleotides. RefSeq lists its product as uncharacterized. Bases 1 to 453 code for a protein of 150 amino acids. The record is from RefSeq and is a predicted model, not a curated record. The transcript is spliced from 2 exons. NCBI's taxonomy places the organism in Eukaryota, Fungi, Mucoromycota, Mucoromycetes, Mucorales, Mycotyphaceae.